AUUUGUUCGGCUGUUCGGCUGCACGUCGAUCCAUGGAAUUAUGGGACAACUGCUACGAAAGAAAAUGGCAGCGAUUGCGAGUUGUGUCCGCCAUGCAUUUGUAAGAAAUGUAGGUCUUGUAAGGGUUAUGUUGCCACGAGCUGCAGUAAUUGGUGUUCAGCGAAAUGACAUUCACACGAGGACAUGGAAAAAAUUCCAUGCAUUUAACAGAUCAUCAUUAAUUGAGUGCCUGUCUUGGUGGCAGGCAAGUCAAAUUCGACACUUCGCUGAUGCAAAACCUUCAAUGGAUCAAAUCCGUGAAAGAGUUCUUACAGUUUGCCGAGCAUAUGACAAGGUCACUGCUGAUAAGAGGAUGAUAUCUCCAAAACGAUUAUACAGUGCCAAGGAGCCUCUCACUCUUGAUUUCAUUCGAGGCAGAGUUCUCUUGGUUUUGAAACUUUAUGAUAAAGUUGAUCCUAAUAAGCUGACAGUAGAUUCUCAUUUUCUGAAUGACCUAGGAUUGGAUUCACUAGACCAUGUAGAAAUCAUCAUGGCCAUGGAAGAUGAAUUUGGGUUUGAAAUUCCAGACACAGACGCCGUGAAGUUGGUUCGGCCUGCUGAUAUUGUCCAAUACAUAGCUGACAAAGAGGAUGUUUAUGAUUGAAGUGCAUUGUGGGAACAGCCUUUUGUAGAAUGAUUGGACAUAGUUGUAUUGCAUCCAAAAUAUCAUACCGGCAGUGACACUUAUGUUUUUGUAAGUUAACAGUAGAACCAUCACAGAUCUGUCGAAUUAGACCCCCGCAUCUUGAUACCAAGCAUACCAAGGAUCUUUGAGAGAAGAAUCCAUAUUAAGAUGUGCUUUAUUUCUGUGUUGUUGUUAUACUGAUGUACUUUCUAAUUUCUGCAUGUAGUACUCUUGUAAUCUAAUUUCAUUUGGAAGUGUUUGUUAAAAAAUAAAAAUAUAAGUGCGGAAGUUGUGCAGUGUUUAUGAAUUACAUAUACUGGUGAUAUAUACAGCAUCAUCUAAUUUUAAUAAUUGGAGAGCUGUAUCUCAGUUGAUAUUAGUCUGUCCAAAGGAUGUACAAUAUAAGUGGUAUUCAUGAAAAAGAAACAAAUCACAUAAACAUUAAUAUUUAAUUUUUUUUA
Messenger RNA from Cryptotermes secundus, 1125 nucleotides. It is a transcript of the gene ND-ACP, whose product is annotated as acyl carrier protein, mitochondrial. Lineage: Eukaryota; Metazoa; Arthropoda; Insecta; Blattodea; Kalotermitidae. The transcript is spliced from 5 exons. Gene Ontology annotation, biological process: fatty acid biosynthetic process. Gene Ontology annotation, cellular component: mitochondrion. The record is from RefSeq and is a predicted model, not a curated record. Bases 41 to 643 code for a protein of 200 amino acids. Gene Ontology annotation, molecular function: acyl carrier activity; acyl binding.